This is a messenger RNA of Symbiodinium natans, 1677 nucleotides long. Lineage: Eukaryota; Dinophyceae; Suessiales; Symbiodiniaceae. The record is from the annotation of a GenBank genome assembly.
AUGUGCUCCUUCCUGGCGGUGAAUCAGCUCAUCGCCAACUUGACGUUUGUCAACUUCUUCUUGCGCCCUCGAGGGCCAGAUGCGACAAACCAUGUCAGGCUUCAAGGCUUCGACUUCGUGCACAACUUGUUGCACAUGACAGGCGAGAGAAGACCCCAGCCGUUCUUCUCUGCGGAUGGCCGCAUAGUGGUUCUCUUCAAUGGGGAGAUUUACAACUGGCGCCAGCUGAGCGAAGAAGCUGUGGAGCAAGGCUCCCCGCCUUUCGCCUCUGACGGUGAGGCCAUCCUUCCGGCCUACAGUUCCCUCGGCGCAUCGUUUCCACUAGUCCUGGAAGGCGAGUUCGCGAUCGCCAUCUUCGAUUUUACGAAGAACCAGGCGGUGUUUUCCAGCGAUGCCUUUGGCACGAAGCCUUUGUGGUAUGCUUUGAUUCCGCACAGGCAAAGGAUCGCAGUUGCCUCCUACAAGAGCGGACUGCGCCGACUUGGCUUUCCCAAGCGCAACAUCCACAUGGUUGGUCCCAAUAGAGCACUGACCAUCUGCUUGACGACUUUCCGGAUUCUCAGACACACCUCUGUCUUCGAGUUUGAUCUACGACAGUUUAAGACCUCCACAAGCGACUUCUUCACGGCCUUCAAUCGGGCUGUGAAAAUCCGCACCGAGGACCUGAUUUCAACAGGUCGCCCUUUGUUUAUCGGCCUGUCGUCGGGCUUCGAUUCUGGGGCCAUUCACGCAUCACUUCACCACCAGUCUGUGCUGCACCAUGCAUUUGCACUGCUCGGCGAAGAGGUCCCAGCGGUGCUGCAUGAGAGGGCAAUGUUCGCCAGGACAACGUCCGAGGUGUCAGUUGUGAUGAUGAACGAGCAGGAUUUUGAGCUCGAGCAACUGUGGCUAUCACAAAGGGCUGAGCCGUUCUGGUAUCUCGGGGUAAAUGCCACCGGCCAGACCAACGUUUUGGAUGACCUCGCAUCCACAGGACUCAGCUACAUUGUGCGGCUGAGCCGUGACAGGGGGGCGCUGUGCUACCUUUCCGGAUCGGGAGCGGACGAAAUCCUUAGUGACUAUGGCUUUGCCGGGGACAAGUGGUGCCCGCAGUCAUCGUUUGGAGGAUUGUUUCCAAACGACUUGUCGACCAUCUUCCCCUGGGCAGGGUUCUUUUUGUCUACGCAGCGGGACUAUCUCCACAAGGAAGAACACGUCGCUGGAGCCCAUGGGGUGGAGGCAAGAUACCCCUUCCUGGAUCCUCGUGUGGUGCAGGAGUUUCUCUGGCUCGCACCGGAAGUGAAGAACCGGGAGUACAAGGCUCCUUUGCACGAUGCCUUUACCAGCUGGGGUUAUCCGUUUGAGAAGCGGAAGAAGACGGGAUUCGCCGCCAAAGCAAACCUCGUGUCUGAUGCGACAAGCUACCUGUGGCGCUACCAUGCCCUUCCUCCUGCUGCCUGUGGUCCUCACCUGACCCCGGGUGGGGUCUCCAUCUGUUCCGAAGCGAGCGUCGAGGGAAGGCUCCGAUGCGAGGUCCAGUGCCUUGGCAAUCGGACUGUUGCGGACACCUUGCGGUGCGGUCACCAUGGUGCCUGGGUGGGGCAGCUUCAUUGCCUAGAGGAGGAUGAUUCGCUGCCAACUCUCUGGGCACCCGAUGGGCCACGACCACCUCUGGUGAUAGACCGAACGGCCUCGUGA